Messenger RNA from Babesia ovata, 3624 nucleotides. Its product is annotated as DNA-directed RNA polymerase II RPB2. Lineage: Eukaryota; Apicomplexa; Aconoidasida; Piroplasmida; Babesiidae. Gene Ontology annotation, molecular function: DNA-directed RNA polymerase activity; ribonucleoside binding; DNA binding. The record is from RefSeq and is a predicted model, not a curated record. Bases 1 to 3624 code for a protein of 1207 amino acids. Gene Ontology annotation, cellular component: RNA polymerase II, core complex. Gene Ontology annotation, biological process: DNA-templated transcription. The transcript is spliced from 4 exons.
AUGGCGGACGGAGCGGGCGACGGGCCCACGCAAUACGUCAGCACGCUGAGGGGACCAGCAGAUUUCGCGCUUGAAACGCAGAAUACUGCUUUCGACCCCGAUUGGAUGAUCGAUAAGACCAAACGGCCUGGAGUUGUGAACUACUCGAAGCCCGAUUCGGAUUCCUUUACGGAUGAAGACAGUUGGAAGGUCAUAGGGUCGUUUUUCAACACCCAUGGGCUCGUCCACCAACAAAUCGAGAGCUUCAACGACUUCGUCACUUAUCGCAUGCAAGAAAUGAUAGAUCAGCAUCCGCCGAUCGAAAUUACGCCGCAGCCACGGUACCACCCUGCGGACGAACGAGAGAACAACAUCGUAUACAAACUCAAGUUCGGGCAGCUUUCGCUCAACAAGCCCUGCGUCGAGGAGAAGGAUGGUGUGCUGAAACACAUCUGGCCACAGGAGGCUAGGCUCAGGAACCUGACCUACGCGUCGCAGAUUUACGUUGAUAUUGAGCAGGAAACGUAUCUUGUCGACGAGAACACCAGAGAAGAAGUGUUGCAGGAGAAACUCACAUAUCCCAGAAUAGGACUGGGUAGGAUACCGAUGAUGCUGAAGUCCGCGUACUGCUGGACAAAGAGCAUCAGCGAGGACGACCUCGCGGACGUUGGGGAAUGCCCUUUUGACGAGGGGGGAUACUUCAUCGUCAAUGGUGGUGAAAGGGUGCUCAUUGGCCAGGAGAGGAUGGCGAAUAACUACAUCUACGUGUUCAAAAAGAAGCAGCCGUCGAAAUACAGUCUGGUUGCCGAGGUCAGGUCACAGCCCGAGUUCUCGCAGGGAACGACACCGUUCAGCAUCAUGAUGAAAUCCACGCUGGGAAUUGCUGGCAGCCGAUUUAAGUCGCACGGGCAGCUGGUGGCGUCACUGCCGUACCUCAAGGCUGACAUACCGAUCGCAAUCCUGUUCAGGGCGCUUGGUUGCGUAGCCGACAGGGACAUUCUGCAGAGGAUAGUCUACGAUUUCGAGGACAAACAGAUGCUGACGCUCAUGAGGCCAUCGCUUGAGGAAUCUGCCGACUACGCAACUCAGGAGAUGUGCCUCGACUUUAUCGGAAAGCGUGGACCCACCGUGGGUGCCCCGCUUGAAGCUAGGCUACAGUAUGCCAGGGACCUGCUUAGGCAGCACCUCCUACCGCACGUGGGCACCGAAGCUGGUUGCGAGAGCAAAAAGUGCUACUUCCUGGGCUACAUGGUACAUCGCAUAUUACUCUCCAGGUUGGGGAGGGUCAUCGAGGAUGACAGGGACCACUUCGGAAAGAAGCGGCUCGAUCUCGCGGGCGCACUUAUGGCGUCGAGUUUCGGCACGCUGUUCAGAAAGAUGGUCAAGGACACCAAACGCAUACUACAACAACAAAUCGAUUGUGGCAGGGAAUUCGAUGUGGCCGGAGCAGUCAGGAGCGCAACCCAAAUCACACAGGGGCUGCAGUACCAGCUGCUUACGGGUAAUUGGGGAAGGGACAGAGAAGGCAAGGUGGUGAGGACCGGUGUGAGCCAGGUGCUCAACCGGCUCACUUUCGCGUCUUACCUCUCCCAUCUACGUAGGCUGAACACGCCACUCGGCAGAGAAGGCAAGGUGGCGAAACCCAGACAGCUGCACAACACGCAUUGGGGCAUGAUCUGCCCUGCCGAAACUCCGGAAGGCCAGGCUGUCGGCCUGGUGAAAAACCUCGCGCUCAUGUGCUUCAUCAGUGUUGGGUCGGCUGCCUCCACCAUCAACGAGUUCCUUUGUGAGUGGGGUAUGGAUUCGCUCGACGAAGUACCGCCAGAAGUCAUCAAGGACAGAAUCAAAGUGUUCAUUAACGGUACCUGGGUGGGCUGCUUCGACGAGGCGGACAGCCUGGUCAAGACCCUUCUAGAGCUCAGGAGGAGGGGUGAUAUUGCAGCGGAGACCAGCAUUGUCUGCGACAUCGUCUCCCAGGAGGUCAAAAUUUUCACCGAUGCGGGAAGGGCAAUGAGGCCCCUCCUUAUCGUAGAAAACGGAAACACUCUUGCCAUCACCAAAGAACAUAUCGCAAGGCUCGACAACAAUGACUGUACUUGGGACGGGCUCAUCGAGUCCGGCGUUAUCGAAUACGUGGACUGCGAAGAAGAGGAAAUGUGUAUGAUUUCCAUGUUUGCCGAGGACCUUAAAACAAACAGUACCUAUUGCAGUACCUACACGCACUGCGAAAUCCACCCGUCCAUGAUCCUCGGUGUUUGCGCAUCAAUUAUCCCUUUCCCGGAUCAAAACCAAUCGCCGAGGAACACAUACCAAAGCGCUAUGGGAAAACAAGCCAUGGGUGUCUAUGCCACCAACUUCAACCUGAGGAUGGACCCUCUCUGCCACCUGCUGUACUACCCGCAAAAACCACUCGUGUGUACUCGAGCCAUGGAGUUCCUCAGGUUCAGAGAAUUACCCGCUGGAAUCAACGCUAUUGUGGCUAUCAUGUGCUACACCGGAUACAACCAGGAAGAUAGUCUUAUCAUGAACCAAUCCUCCAUUGACCGUGGGCUCUUCAGAAGCGCGUUCAACAGGACCUACAUGAGCGAAGAAAAAUAUGUAGGAAGCACUAUCGUCGAAAGGUUCGAACGGCCAAACCCGGCAAACUGCAUUGGGCUGAAAAGAGGCGAUUACACCAAACUCGAUGCUGACGGGCUCGUGGAACCGGGUAGCAGGGUGCUGGGUGACGACGUUAUCAUCGGAAGGACGUCGCCAUGUACGGACGAUGAAGACGAAAACCUUAGACAGGAUUGCUCGUGUUGUCUAAGAACGAGCGAAAAUGGUGUUGUGGAUACCGUGUUGCUUUCCACAAAUUCAAAGGGCUCUAAAUUCGCCAAAGUGAAGGUGCGAUCCAUCAGGGUUCCACAGAUCGGUGACAAGUUCGCUAGUAGGCACGGGCAAAAGGGAACCAUCGGAAUGACUUACAGGGCAGAGGACCUGCCGUUUACAUGUGAGGGAAUAGUGCCAGACAUCAUCAUGAACCCGCAUGCCGUGCCCAGCCGUAUGACAAUUGGGCACCUGGUGGAAUGCCUUGUAGGCAAGGUUGGUGCCUGCUGUGGUAUGGAGGGCGAUGCCACGCCAUUUUCCAAGCUCACAGUGCAACACGUGGCGGAGAGACUGUUCGAGUGCGGGUACGGUAAGCACGGCAACGAGGCGCUGCACUGCGGGUUCACUGGCGAGAUGAUAACUAGCAAAAUCUUCAUAGGGCCCACCUACUACCAAAGACUCAAGCACAUGGUGGAGGACAAAAUCCACGCAAGGGCUAGGGGACCGGUCACAAUGCUCACCAGACAGCCCACAGAGGGAAGGUCGAGGGACGGAGGUCUGAGGUUCGGAGAAAUGGAACGUGAUUGUAUGAUUUCACACGGCGCUGCUAAGAUGUUGAAGGAGCGCCUGUUCGAUCAGAGUGACGCUUUCAGGAUGCACGUAUGUGAUAGGUGUGGCCUGUGCUGCAUCGCGGACCUCAACAGGAGCAACUUCGAGUGCACCGCGUGCGACAAUAAGACACAGAUAUCGCAGGUCACAAUUCCCUAUGCCUGCAAGCUACUAAUUCAGGAACUAAUGGCCAUGGCCAUCUACCCGAAGCUUGUGCUGACGCCGGCGUAG